ACGAUGAAUUACCGUAACAAACUUAUUGUGGAUUAUGUUGCUCUAUCGGCUAGCCCUGCUGCCUUCUCGGUUGUCUUGACUGUUUUGCAUUCUCAUUCAGUCGUGAUAACGAGAACACUAAGGCCACAGGCUGAGGAACACUCACUCGGAGAUGUAUUAAGUCGGAAUAGCAACAACAACAAAAAAUCGCGAAUCGUUACUUACCGUCAAAGCUUCAUAGUGCGCUAAGUUCAUGUACUAAUUAGUAAGCUAAAGCAGUUUGCUGUCCGUCACAGUGGAGUGGCGCCUUCAACGUGUACUGAAAGACGAACAUCGUUUAAUAGCUUAGUUUAACUUUGCACCUGGCCGAGGACGCACCUGCAGGGGGAGCUCAAACCAAAGAUGUUUAAUCUUGCUUAUAUCGGCGUCUUUUCGCUGCUUGGCUACGUGGGUUUCCGAUUAUUCAGAUUGUUCAUCGAGGGCGGUCAAUUUCGUAAGGCAACGCGCUGCGACGGGAAAGUGAUAGUGAUAACUGGGGCGAACACGGGCAUCGGUAAGGAAACGGCCAAAGAGCUGCUGCUACGUGGUGGAAAGGUUUACAUCGCCUGCCGCUCGCUGGAAAAGGCAAACCAAGCCCGGCUAGAACUGGCGGCGGAAACUGGUUCGAGUAAUGUUCACGUUCGCGAGUUAGAUCUGUCGUCGCUGGAGUCGGUGCGAAAAUUUGCCGCUGGCUUCUUGGCAGAGGAGACACGCUUGGAUAUUCUGAUCAACAAUGCCGGAGUGAUGGCCUGCCCGAAGGGCCUAACCAAAGACGGCUUCGAACAGCAACUGGGUGUCAAUCAUUUGGGUCAUUUUCUGCUGACCAACUUACUGCUGGAUCGACUGAAGGCGUCCAGUCCGAGUCGGAUCGUGAACCUGUCCAGCUUGGCCCACCAGUACGGAUCGAUUAACAAGCGUGAUUUGAACAGUGAAAAAUCCUACAACCAAGUGACAGCUUACUGUCAGAGCAAGCUGGCAAAUGUCCUGUUCACGAGAGAGUUGGCCAAACGCUUGGAAGGCACCGGAGUGACAACCUAUGCGGUUCACCCAGGAACUGUAAACACUGAGCUCCCGCGGCAUAUGGGAACAUUUUUCUUCCUUUUUGAGCACAAUUUCGUAAAGCCUUUCCUGAGAGUAGCUUUCAAAACACCGCGGUCAGGAGCCCAGACCACCUUGUAUACAGCAUUGGAUGAAGAAUUGGCCAACCAAAGUGGGAAAUAUUAUGCUGACUGUCGCGAAACUGUUCCCAGUAAAGCAGCCAGGGACGACGAAACUGCCAGCUGGUUGUGGGAUAUUAGUGAAAAAAUGACCGGAUUGGCCGGAAAAUCUUCCUAACAACUUUCAAGUUUCAGAUAACAGUUUAUUAUAAUUAGUGUAAGGCAUUUACGUUGUUAAUAAACGUUACAAAAUACAGCCAACA
Wyeomyia smithii (pitcher-plant mosquito) is the source of this 1438-nucleotide messenger RNA. RefSeq names its product retinol dehydrogenase 12-like. NCBI's taxonomy places the organism in Eukaryota, Metazoa, Arthropoda, Insecta, Diptera, Culicidae. The transcript has 6 exons. The coding region runs from base 382 to 1353 and encodes 323 amino acids. The record is from RefSeq and is a predicted model, not a curated record.